Microthlaspi erraticum is the source of this 2112-nucleotide messenger RNA. The record is from the annotation of a GenBank genome assembly. Lineage: Eukaryota; Viridiplantae; Streptophyta; Magnoliopsida; Brassicales; Brassicaceae.
AUGGGAUUUCUUGGCCACAUUGUUUCUGCAGAGGGAGUUUCUGUGGAUCCGGCUAAGAUUGAGGCUAUCAGAGAUUGGCCUAGACCUAGUAGUGCCACCGAGAUCAGGAGUUUUCUGGGUUUGGCAGGAUACUACAGGAGGUUCGUCAAGGGGUUUGCUACCAUGGCGCAGCCGAUGACGAAGUUGACCGGGAAGGAUGUCCCUUUUAUUUGGUCAGCUGAGUGUGAGGAGAGCUUUAGUCAGCUCAAGGAGAUGUUGACUACUACACCAGUGUUGGCGUUACCCGAGCCAGGGAAGCCUUACAUGGUGUAUACAGAUGCUUCAGGCAUUGGUCUUGGUUGUGUGCUGAUGCAGGAGGGCAGAGUGAUAGCAUAUGCUUCGAGACAGUGGCAGGGCAGUGAGCGUAACCGUCCUACACAUGACUUAGAGUUGGGAGCAGUGAUCUUCGCGUUGAAGAUUUGGAGGUCUUACUUGCUAGGUGAGACAGUACAGGUCUUCACGGAUCACAAGAGUUUGCAGCAUAUCUUCACUCAGCCGAUGAUGAACGCGAGACAGACGCGCUGGGUUGAGUUCUUGGCGGAUUAUCAGGUGAGCAUUAACUACCAUCCGGGCAAGGCUAACCUAGUGGCGGACGCGUUGAGUAGACGGAGGUAUGAUUCCGCAGUUGAGCGAGAUGUGGAGUCUCUAGUUGGCGAGAUCAGUACCUUGCGUUUGUGUGCCAUUUCGCAGGAGCCUUUGGGUUUAGAGGCAGUGGAUCAGGCGGAUCUACUUAGCAGGAUCAGAGUUGCUCAGCAGAGUGAUCAGAGUUUGCUGGAUGCGACGAGAGUGACUGGUUCUGAGUAUGAGGUCUCUGCGAAUGGGACUAUCUUGGUUCGUGGGCGAGUUUGUGUGCCUAAGGAUGUGGAGUUGAGACAUCAGAUUUUGGGAGAGGCUCACGCGAGCAAGUUUUCCAUUCAUCCGGGAGCGACCAAGAUGUACCAUGACCUCAAGAGGUACUAUCAUUGGGUCGGGAUGAAGAGGGAUGUAGCAGACUGGGUUGCGAAGUGCAACACUUGUGCCUUGGUGAAGGCAGAGCAUCAGGUUCCGGGUGGUCUUUUGCAGAGUUUACCCAUUCCCGAGUGGAAGUGGGAUAGGAUUACGAUGGAUUUCGUGGUUGGACUACCUGUUUCGAGGACUUUCGAUGCUAUCUGGGUGAUUGUGGAUCGGUUGACUAAGUCUGCACAUUUCUUGGCCAUCAAGAAGACAGAUGGAGCUGCUGUCUUGGCUAGGAAGUUUGUGCGAGAGAUUGUGAGGCUGCAUGGAGUGCCAGCUAGUAUUGUGUCAGACCGUGAUCCCAGAUUCACUUCAGAGUUUUGGAGGGCGUUUCAGGCAGAGAUGGGCACUAAGGUGCAUCUGAGUACAGCUUAUCAUCCGCAGACAGAUGGUCAGUCAGAGAGGACUAUUCAGACUUUGGAGGAUUUGCUGAGGAUGUGUGUGUUGGAUUGGGGUGGCCAUUGGGCAGAUCACCUGAGCUUAGUUGAGUUUGCAUACAACAACAGCUUUCAGGCGAGUAUUGGCAUGGCUCCAUUUGAGGCUUUGUAUGGGAGGCCAUGUAGGACACCCCUAUGCUGGACCCAAGUGGGGGAGCGCAGCAUGUAUGGAGCUACUUAUGUUCAGGAGACGACAGAGAAGGUUCGUGUUGUGAGGCUGAACAUGAAGGAGGCUCAGGAUAGGCAGAAGAGUUAUGCAGAUAGACGCAGACGAGAGCUUGAGUUUCAGGUUGGAGAUAGAGUUUAUCUCAAGAUGGCUAUGUUGAGGGGUCCUAACAGAUCCAUAGCAGAGAACAAGCUGAGUCCGCGAUUUAUGGGUUUUUCAUGUGUCGAUGCUGAGGAAGUGUCUUCACCUACAGAGGAGUUAGUGGCUAGGAUUCCAGAGGAUCUUCAGCCAGAUUUGACAGUGCCGGCAGUGCCUAUGAGGAUUUUAGAGAGGAGGGAAAAGGUUCUGAGGAACAAGAGGAUUCCCUUACUGAGGAUUUUGUGGGAUUGCAGUGGUUCUACAGAGGAGACUUGGGAGCCAGAGGCAAAGAUGAAGUUGAAGUUCAGGAAGUGGUUCGACAAGCAGGUCGAGGAGUGA